AUGAAGUGCUCAACACCACUUGCAAUCCUCGCCUUGCUGGUCGCCCCGGUGGCGUACGCGAAGGUUCAAGGUGUUACUGAGAUCGAAUGCGGAGGACAAGAGUGGAACAUGGACCAAGUUCAAUCCGCCUCCGAUGAGAGCUUUGAUCAUAUCAAAGCCGGAACUACAGUUGGCAAAAACGACUAUCCUCACAAGUUCAACAACCGUGAGGGAUUUGAGUUUAGCAAGGAUUGCACACAUCCUCUUUAUGAGUUCCCCAUUGUCUCAGGGGGCGAUUACGAAGGAGGGCCACCUAAGACAGAUCGUGUUGUUAUCGGAGCUGUGAAGGGAGAUACCGCCUACUUCUGUGGAGCUAUCACUCAUACCGGUGCGGUGGGAAAUAAUUUCAAAGAAUGCCGCGACCAGGGCAACAAAACUCGCUCUCGAGCGGAACGCCGGGUCAUGCGACGGGGAGUGAGGCUUCCCUCCAUGUAA
Molecule: messenger RNA, 474 nt
Organism: Orbilia oligospora ATCC 24927
Lineage: Eukaryota; Fungi; Ascomycota; Orbiliomycetes; Orbiliales; Orbiliaceae
Exons: 3
Coding region: 1-474 (157 amino acids)
Molecular function (GO): RNA nuclease activity; RNA binding
Source: RefSeq, a predicted model, not a curated record